Messenger RNA from Trichomonas vaginalis G3, 720 nucleotides. Its product is annotated as ankyrin repeat and SOCS box-containing protein 4 family. The record is from RefSeq and is a predicted model, not a curated record. NCBI's taxonomy places the organism in Eukaryota, Parabasalia, Trichomonadida, Trichomonadidae. Bases 1 to 720 code for a protein of 239 amino acids. The transcript has a single exon. Gene Ontology annotation, molecular function: protein binding.
AUGGAAUAUGCAAUUACCUCACACAACAUUGAUUUUGUUACAUUUUUGAUGAAUGAGCACAAAAUAGAGAUCAACUUAAAUUAUUGCGGAAAACAUAAGAAUCUUGAAUCAUUUUUAGUUUAUUUCGAUCAAACUAAUGAUAUAAACAAAUGUUUUGUUUAUACACCUCUAUUUAAUUUUCCAUCCCUUUGCGAAUAUUUCCUAUCACUUGGCGCAUAUAUCAAUGAAAAAGAUAACAAUGGAAGAACCGCACUUUAUAAUGUAGCAUUGAAUAAUAAUAAAGAAAUUGCUGAAUUUCUUAUUUCACAUGGUGCCAAUAUCAAUGAAAAAGAUAACGAUGGAGAAACCGCACUUCAUCAUGCAGCAUUGAAAAAUAGUAAAAAAGCUGCUGAAUUUCUUAUUUCACAUGGUGCGAAUAUCAAUGAAAAAGAUAACUGUGGAGCAACCGCAAUUUAUAAUGCAGCAUUGAAUAAUAAUAAAGAAACUGCUGAAUUUCUUAUUUCACAUGAUGCAAAUAUCAAUGAAAAACAUAAUAAUGGAGAAACCGCCCUUCAUAUUGCAGCAUGGUAUAAUGAUAUAAAAGCUGCUAAAUUUCUUAUUUCACAUGGUGCCAAUAUCAAUGAAAAAGAUAACGAUGGAAGAACCGCACUUUAUAAUGCAGAAUUGAAUAAUAAUAAAGAAACUGCUGAAUUUCUUAUUUCACAUAGUGCCAAAAAAUAA